AUGAUUAUCUUCGCUAACUAUGCAAUUGCUGAUGAGUGGUGGCGUGGCAUGUCCACUUCCUCCAUCAUUGGGUUCUCGGACAGUGUUCGGCAUGUCAACGCCCAGUUCUAUAUCCAUGACAUGGGGCAGGCCAGCGUCGUCGACUCACUCACCGUGAAUGGGAUUGCAACCCAACUCCUUGGACAGGUAUCCCGGUACUGUCCCGUAUUGUUCAACAGCAACGCGACAAACUCGGUCUAUGUUUCGCGUACCAAACGCGCUCGCUUCCGUGUUAGUGUCUCUGACAAGAGCACUGCAGAGACCAUCAUGAUUGGCUCUGACGAGAUCAUCAUCACGUUGCACACCGUCGAUCUGGUGACCUUUUGCACAAAGGUGUUUGGUCAUAGGCUGGAGUUCUGA
Molecule: messenger RNA, 399 nt
Organism: Suillus fuscotomentosus
Lineage: Eukaryota; Fungi; Basidiomycota; Agaricomycetes; Boletales; Suillaceae
Exons: 2
Coding region: 1-399 (132 amino acids)
Source: RefSeq, a predicted model, not a curated record